This is a messenger RNA of Leptomonas pyrrhocoris, 1194 nucleotides long. RefSeq lists its product as hypothetical. The record is from RefSeq and is a predicted model, not a curated record. The transcript has a single exon. Lineage: Eukaryota; Euglenozoa; Kinetoplastea; Trypanosomatida; Trypanosomatidae. The coding region runs from base 178 to 1194 and encodes 338 amino acids.
AGGAAACACUGAAAAUAGCGAAGGGAAAAAAAACUUGUAUGCAUUCUUCACGCAUCUACUCGCGUCGUUUUGCUGCAUACUGAUUUCGCACCUCCCGCGACGCACCCUCGCCGCUCAUAUCGCAAUCCCCAUUUCGUCACGACAGCAACUCUACCCCAGAAAGAAAGAAAAACUGAAAUGGAGCCACGACGAUGGCGGCCAAAGUUCUAUAAUCCGUUCACGGAGCGCAAGAAGCGUCUGGGGUAUCUUCCCUUGUACCGCGGCUUCUUCCGCACGAUGCCGCUGCACCGGUGGAGCAUGAACGACAUCCAGAAGGUCCUGGGCUACGCCGCUUUGAAUCCGUCGCUCUUCGGCUUUCCAGAUCAGCCCACCUGCAUCGUGAACACGGCCUACUUUCUGCCCUCGCUGCGCAGCCGUCUUCGUGGUGUCUGGGCCUUCGGCACGGAGCGGGGGUGUAAGAACAUUAUUGUGCCGCACUCAUGCAGCAACGAGAACUUCGACGUGCUGGAUGCACGCCUGAUCGAACCGCUCUUUCGUUGGAACCCUGGCGUGCAGUACGUGUACCUGUCGAGGCACUGUCAGCCCAUGGCGCAGCAGCUCCUCAGUUCCCUCAGCAAGUGCCCGCAUCUGCGCGAGGUGACGCUGGAGGGGUGGAACGACGCGGUGGCGGUGCACCGAGUGAUGGCGGCGUGCAAGCAGGCGGACGUGUUGGAGACCUACAGCCUCGACGACCCCCCGCGAGACUGGCGCAACGAGUUGUCGGUGCAGGCCCUCACCACGCUCAUCGAGAUGCACCCGAAGCUGCGUGCCGUCAAGUCCCAUCGCCUCUACCUCACCGACUGGUACGAGGCGACUCGCUUUUCCCGUUGCAAGCACAACGUAGCCCUCGUCCCCUUCUCGUGCGACUUUGUGAUCUUGUUCUACGGCAUGUUUCUUUUGCUCGUCUGCGUCCCCGCCUACGGCGCGUAUCGGCUCGUUUACGCCCUCGCCAGGGACCGUCUGUCCGUCGCCUACGCGUGGUUUUGGAGCGUCAUGGCGUUUAUCGCCACCUUCGCCGCCAUCGUUGUAUUUGACACGAUUGGCUGGUCGUAUCGCGGACGCGGUUGGGUGUACAUGCAGAAAUACUUCAUCUUGGCGAAGCGGCGCGUUGACAUUUGGAUGAACGUGCAUCAGAGUGCCCUGGUGCCGAAAUGA